This is a messenger RNA of Spodoptera exigua (beet armyworm), 1577 nucleotides long. The record is from the annotation of a GenBank genome assembly. NCBI's taxonomy places the organism in Eukaryota, Metazoa, Arthropoda, Insecta, Lepidoptera, Noctuidae.
UUGAAGUAAAAGUUGGUCCGUAGUCGGGAAAUGUAAAAAUCUAAGCAGAAUUGAAAAGAAAUACAGUGGAAAUGUCGAAGUAUUGAAGUGAUAAAACAAUAAACAUACAAUUUAUUUAAUCUCUGACAGUUCUAAUUUUAUUACAGUCGCUAGGAGUAUAAAGCUACAAUGAUUCACAGUUUAUUUAUUAUAAAUCCAUCUGGGGAUGUAUUUCUUGAGAAGCAUUGGAGAAGUGUGGUGCCAAGAUCAGUAUGUGACUAUUAUUUGGAAGCACAGAGGGCAUCUCCUAAUGAUGUUCCUCCAGUGUUGGCGGCACCUCAUCACUAUUUGAUAUCAAUACAAAGAGGUGGGGUAGCUCUUGUUGCUGUGUGCAUGCAGGAAGUAGCUCCACUCUUUGUGAUUGAGUUCCUGCAUAGAGUUGUUGAUACAUUCCAAGAUUACUUUUCAGACUGUACUGAGACUAUAAUUAAAGAGAACUAUGUUGUAGUUUAUGAGUUGUUAGAUGAGAUGCUUGACAAUGGCUUCCCCCUGGCCACAGAGAGCAAUAUCUUAAAGGAAUUGAUUAAACCACCAAAUAUUUUAAGGACUAUUGCUAAUACUGUUACUGGCAAAUCAAAUGUGUCUUCAACACUGCCUUCUGGGCAAUUGUCGAACGUGCCGUGGCGUCGUUCCGGUGUCAAGUACGCUAAUAACGAGGCUUAUUUCGAUGUCGUUGAAGAAGUGGACGCCAUUAUUGAUAAAAGUGGUGCUACUGUGUCCGCCGAAAUACAGGGUUAUAUUGACUGCUGCAUAAAGUUAAGUGGGAUGCCAGAUCUGACCCUUACUUUUGUAAAUCCUCGCCUGUUUGAUGAUGUCUCAUUCCAUCCAUGUGUCAGAUUUAAACGGUGGGAGUCUGAGAGGAUACUUUCGUUCAUCCCGCCGGACGGUAACUUCCGUCUCAUGUCGUAUCACAUCGGAUCUCAGAGCGUGGUCGCGAUACCGAUGUAUGUGCGCCACAACCUCACGCUCCGGUCCAAUGGGGACCAGGGCCGGUUGGACCUCACCGUUGGACCUAAACAAACUAUGGGACGCACUUUAGAAAAUGUAUCAUUGGAGAUCUGUAUGCCUAAAUGUGUUUUGAACUGUUCUUUGACCGCGAAUCAAGGAAAAUACUCUUACGACCCUGUUAGCAAGGUGCUGCUAUGGGAUAUAGGAAGAAUUGAAUUACCGAAACUGCCAAAUAUUAGAGGAACUGUUUCAGUAGCAACAGGAGCGGACACCACAGGAGCGAAUCCGAGCAUCAACGUCCACUUCACGAUCCCUCAACUAGCGGUCAGUGGGCUGAGAGUUAGCCGCCUGGACAUGUAUGGCGCCAAGUAUAAGCCGUUCAAAGGAGUCAAGUAUGUUACGAAAGCUGGCAAAUUCCAUGUGCGCAUGUGAUCGGAGGCUGAUACGCGACGACAUUGGAUGUGCUAAUGGAUGAUGAGAAAAGAGGACGUUGUAUGUCAGUUAACAAUAAAUGUUGGUCAUGUAUAUUUUUGUGGAUUAAAGCAAUUAUCUUUCUUGAUUAUAAAAAACACCUAAAAGUUGGGACCCUU